AUGGCGAAAAGUGCUCGGGAUUCGGUUAGCACAGCUGUUUCGACAGCUAAUGCUGACGGGAUUGCUUCAAAUAUUGAAAGAACGGAUACUAGAGCUUCGCAAAAACUUCCACGCUUUUUCACGCAACAAGUCCUUAUUGGCUUCCUAAAUGACAUUUUCUCUAGUUGCACAUUCACAAAAAAACCAGAGGUACCUGGAGAAGUACUUGAUUUGGGGAAAGGUACACCUUCAUCAGAUCGACAAUACAUGCUUGUCCUUCGCUUCGAGAAGCAGGGGAUUCUUUACGAGAUUUUGAGCCAUGACUUCGCAUCAGCCAUUAAAGGUAAAGGUGCGAGUAAAGCGGAGGAAGCUAGCUUGAGAGCGGAGACGCUCUCCUCGUCUCUGGUAUUGGCUUUGCUUUCUAACAUCCAGGAUAUUGAUGUGUAUAACCGUAUACCUACGUCUAUUUUGAAGACGUACAUCUCGAAACCUCUGUAUCGCGGUGGUCUUUGGGCGUACAUGUCACUACCCUGUCUGUUGAGCCGAGCAUCUGCUGAAGAUGCUACAGCAACCGAACGCAGGGGACGUAUGCAGCUUGCUGCAGAAAAUGGCCUUCAUCCGAUCAGCGGUGUUACAAUUCUUGCCCUUCUCCGUGCUUUGCAUUACAUGAAGGCGGAUCAUUUUUUGCUCCCCGUAUGUGUUGCGCUCUGCAAGGAAUAUAUGGCAACCCGCAAUGAUGCGAGUGAGUUGGCACAUGUGAUCCAUUAUGGUUCUAUGUCCGGUGCCCUAUCCCAAGAGUUCAUCACUCAAUACGUCAAUGGCCAUUUUAACAAUGUCAGCGUACUGGGUACAAUGUCAGGCGAGGAUCUCGUUUUAUUACUGGGCAGUUUUGAGGACGGUUCUUCGCUCAGCAUGCUAUCUUUGAGAAAGGCGUUACUGGUUCUGGCCGAUGAAGUCGAGAUGUUGAGUGCGGAAUGUACGCUCUGUUUGCUCUGGGUUUUGGUCAAGCUGCGUUACGACUUCGAGGCUAAUAGUCAAUUCACUCGUCAACUAUUGUACCGUCUGGCAUUGGUAAUUGACGAUCUUCCCCUUAGCAGUCUGGUUUUGGUAUGCACGCUAGCGUUUGUUCGCUGCGAUUUUCCUCACUUCAACCAGGUGCUGGACAGUGUACUGCUGAAGUUUCACCUGAUUGAGCAGACUACCUUGAUCCUCAUUGGCGCGGCCUACGCGUUUUCCCGGCACCUGUUGUCUCAUAGUGAUGCAGUCGGAUUGGGAGAACCGCGCAGCGGCCAUGUGCACGACUGCUUGGAAUAUUAUGUUAAGGAGCAUCUGUGGCAAGUGCUUGUCGAAUACGACGGUCUUUCAUCUUUCCUUUGUGAUUCCCUUGCUCUGUCACUAAAGAAUUCGGAACCUAUCAAGUCCGUUGACAGCACGUUCCCGCGUAGUCGUGCUCCUACGCAACGUAGCUCUCACAAGUCUAUCACUCCUACUCAAUCUGGCUCAUCAUUUUCUCAAGACAUCAAGAAUUCUCAGUCUUUUAGCGGUUUAACAGCGUCAGCGAACUCUUCCAAGUUGUAUUACUUGAACCUGGUUGAAGACUGUUGCCUCCGUUACGACGAUUUGGAUUUUGACUCUUUAUGUCUUUUGCUGUUCUCUCUUCUUGUUUCUCACAUCGACGUAUCUCCGCUUUAUAACGCUAUGCUGGUAUCUCAGGGCUUGAUGCUGCGUAAAGCACACAACCCGGUUCAGAUCCAAGAGACGCGUGAUUCCGACGUUUCACGUCAAUACGAGAUGUGUUAUGCGAUUUUACAUCAUGCUCAGCAUCCUGAGGAAAUUGAGUCUCCUCUUCAGUUCGGGUCUAUCCGAUCGCAUUGCUCUAGCGUCGGAGAAGACACCGAAGAGGUAGAAGCAACUGCUAUCUCGCCUUCUGCUACGGCAGCUCCACCUGUUGUUUUAGAAGGCCCUGAAGUUGACUCAGUAGCUCCAGCCUUGUCAGAACUCAUUACAAGUAGUGAAGAUGCGGACUCUCAUAGCACGCCAGAAAGAGCCGAUUCGGUACCUCCGGCAGCAGUGCCGCCGUCGGGAAUUCAAAUGGACCAAGACGUAUUACUUGCGCUGGCAGCGUUGACUGCAGCGCUUAAAGUGAAGGAUCGUCCGGUGACUAUGACAGCUAAGGAUGUGCUACGUAUCUGUAAAACUGUAUUGGAGUCUGGAAAGAUCUGUCGACAGACCCAAGCGUUUGGCAGUGAGAACGACCCAGAGGAAAUACUAGCCCAAUCGGCUCAGAAGGAAACUAAAGAAGUAAGUAAUGAGCGAUCAGCGCCCCGUAGCGUAUGGAGGGACAAACGGGUAUGGCGUACUGGUGCAUACCCUGUCAACGAGGUCAAGAAAUCUACGUCUCAUUCAAGUAGUUCCGAUAUUGAUGGCCCGUAUCAGGUUAUGUACAUGAUUCGUCCAGUGUGUCGUCACCGGGCGACUUUGGUGAAGCAUCGCGUAUCCAUCCGCUACACCUAUGUUAAGGUGCACAGACGCCGACGUUGA
Messenger RNA from Babesia sp. Xinjiang, 2520 nucleotides. RefSeq lists its product as uncharacterized. NCBI's taxonomy places the organism in Eukaryota, Apicomplexa, Aconoidasida, Piroplasmida, Babesiidae. The record is from RefSeq and is a predicted model, not a curated record. The transcript has 5 exons. Bases 1 to 2520 code for a protein of 839 amino acids.